Messenger RNA from Cercospora beticola, 783 nucleotides. RefSeq lists its product as uncharacterized. NCBI's taxonomy places the organism in Eukaryota, Fungi, Ascomycota, Dothideomycetes, Mycosphaerellales, Mycosphaerellaceae. The record is from RefSeq and is a predicted model, not a curated record.
AUGUCGUUCGCAAAUGAGGUCAAAGACUCCACCAAAGCCAUCAAGGAUUUCGCACACAUGCAGCUUAGGUCGCAGUUUCCGUAUAUGAAGACCGAGGGCAUUGAGGAGUUGUUAACGAAGACCACGAAACAGCUCAUAUCGGGGCUUGAACAAAAGGAGCAGGAAAUGCGUGCAGUUCAGUCCCGCACAAGCUUUUUCUCGCUGUCUGCAGAGCUGCGCAAUACAAUUUACGAGAUAGCUUUGAAGGUCGAGGAUGGCAUCGAUGUCUCCCGAAAGAUCGUCAUCCGUCAGCAUACGGGACUGCUCUUCGUGAGUCGACAAGUUUACGAGGAAGCAAUCUCAAUCUGGUACGCCGUCAACAUUUUCAAGUUCGAUAUUGGUGAUCCGUAUUACUGGCCGCAUUCGCAGAUGGAACCCGAAGACAGGAGCCCUGCACCACAAGAUGUCAGCAAGUGGCUCAGGAGCAUCGGAACCAAUGCAGCUUGGAUCACGUCCAUCUCACUCGAAGUGGACCUUCCCGACCAGAAUCCAGCUAAGAACCUCUGGGACCUACUGACCUUCUCUGAUCUUGAGUUUACCGGCCUGACUCUGCAUCACGCAGUGCUCAAGUCCGCGGACUUACUUGAUGGAGAUAUGGACCCCAAGGUUUUCACAAUGGCGUACCGAGGCGAAUCAAUGUAUGAUUCAGCCCAGGACUUGUACCAGGCUGCAGACGUAGACGGCAAUGAGCUGCUCACAGAUGAGCUUUGGAGCAAAAUUCUAAGGAACAAGAAUUACUACUAA